AGCCGCCUUGGCUCAAAGUGCUGUCGUGGCCACGUGGAUCGGCCACGAGAUUGCCGGUUGGUCAGGGCAUAGACGGAAUAGAGAGCGGCGCCAUGGCAGCGAAAAGCAGGCUGGGCAAUCUUCGAGCCAUGCUCGCUGAGGAGCGGUCGCGGUUCAGCAGGGUACUCGACCAGAUCGACCAGGUUCUCGAUAGCCUCGAGCUUGGAGGGCAGAAGGAGGGCAUCGCCACAGAGAGAAGGGCGUCCAACCUCACCCCUGGUUUCAGCCAACGCGUUGUCCCAAAUGGGACGGGGGCGGGCCCCGCUUCAGCGUGGGAACCAGGCAACAAGCGCAUCUCACAAAACAGAUUGAGCAUACAGCAGGCGGAUAUAGUGCCGAUAGCGCCGCGGCAACCGCCGCGGCCCAGGAAAAGCGCCGUCGGGGCCCGAGCCGUGCUGAUGCGAGCGGCGUCCAAUUUUUCCACUGUAACUGACGCAGCAACGCGGCGCACUAGGAAGACGGCGCAAGCCAGGGCAACACAUCGUCAGGUUUUUGCGAAUGCGGAACAGAUGAAGGAUCAGGUCCAGAAGGCGAUUUUGGAGCCAGACUACAACGUGAGAAACAUGUACAAGGAAAAGGGCCUAUGGCAGAAAGUAGCGCGGAGCUCGCUUUUCGACAUUAUCUGUCUCGCCGUGAUCGUCCUGAACGCAGCCUGGCUCGCAGUGGAGACGGACUACAACGACGAAGCUCUCUUGGCACAUGCUGACCCUCCCUUCAUCAUCGUGGAGAAUUUUUUCUGCGCGUUCUUCGUCGGGGAGCUGAUCAUAAGGCUCAUGGCCUUCAAACUGAAGACGGACGUCCUGAAGGACAACUGGUUCAUGUUCGAUUCAGUCCUUGUCUUCUUCAUGGCCUUCGAGACAUGGGUCCUCACCCUCCUCGUGUGGAUGACCGACGGAUCCCUCAGCACGAGUUCUAGCUCCACGUCGGUCCUCCGAGUGGUGCGGCUGUUCCGCAUGACACGCGCGGCGCGCGUCGCGCGCCUGCUCAAGACGGUGCCCGAGCUCAUGGUGAUUGCCCGCGGCGUCGUGAUCGUCGCGCGAACAGUGUUUGUGAUCAUGUGCCUCCUGGUGAUGAUCGUCUACACGUUUGCGCUCGUUUUCACCCAGCUUGCCAAGGGGACCGACCUCGGGGAGACCAUCUGCUCCGACAUGCUGACCACCAUGAGCACGCUGCUGCUCGGAGGCAUCCUCCCCGACUUCAAGCCGACCACUGACCUGAUGGCGGCCGAGGACGUGUUCUUCGCAAUGUUCUUCUUUCUGUUCGUCCUCCUGGCCUACACACGGUGGCGGAUAAUGAAUAUGUUGAUCGGAGUCCUUGUGGAGGUGGUCGGAGUUGUGGCGUCGGUGGAAAAGGAGACGUACCAGGUGGCAGCAGUGAAGCGAGUGUUGCUCAAAUGGGCCCCGGAUGCAGACAUCAAUUGUGACAACAUUAUUGACGUGACCGAGUUCAAGGAUAUGCUCAGCAAGGACGGUUGUGCCAAGGACCUGAACGACGUGGGGGUGGACGCUGUCGCGUUGAUCGACGCCGCGGACUUCGUCUACCGAGACAAGGAGGCGCUCACAUUCUCUGAGCUGCUCACCGUCGUACUCGGGCUGCGCGGCAAGAACGAGACCAAGGUGCAAGACAUCGUGCAAACGCGCAAAUUCCUCCACGUGGAGAUGCAGCGCAUGGAGGCGUGCCUGGAGAGCCUCUACUUCAGCCUCGUCGGGGAGCCCUGGCGUCCCGAGGACAUGGGCGGCGGCAGCAUGAUCGCAGAGGCACCGCCGAGGACGCCGCCGCGGGAGGGGCAGCACACCAUGAUUGCCGAGGCGGCGUGAGCGUCGAGGCGGGCGUGGCCGCCAGGCGCUCUGCGGCGCCGGCGCCGAGCGGGAGGCCAACUGCGCGGCGCCGGCGCCCAGGGCGCCCCAGAGCUGGCCAGCUCGCGCCCGCCUUCUCGGGGCAGGGAGCGGAGGCGGCCUCGGGGGAGAGAAUGGAGCGAGGUGGCACGGUGUCGACGGCGGGUCCCGCGCGCGCUCGGCUCCACCCUGAGAUGC
Prorocentrum cordatum is the source of this 2072-nucleotide messenger RNA. NCBI's taxonomy places the organism in Eukaryota, Dinophyceae, Prorocentrales, Prorocentraceae. The record is from the annotation of a GenBank genome assembly.